AUGGUUAGAAAGUUAUUUAAUACAUCACAUAAAAAAGAAUUAAUAUUAGAUGUUGAUACGACCAUUGUAAAAAUUGGAACACCAAAGAAUGUUGUAUUAUUAACAAAAUGGUUAGAUGCAAAUGGAGCAAUUAAAGAAGAAGGUGUAUUUAGAGUAAAUGGUAAUACAACAACAAUGGAACAAAUUAAAAAGAAUUUUAGUCAAGGAAAAGAUGAUUUAACUAAAUACACUUCUGCUGAUAUUCAUUCAAUGGCUGGUUGUUUAAAAUUCAUUUUAAGAGAAUUACCAGAACCAAUAUUCACUUGGGAUUUUUAUCCAAUAUUUAUAAAAAUACAAUGUUUACAAGAUGAAUCAAGGAAAUUAUUUUUUUUAAAAAUGUUAAUUCACGGUUUACCAUAUACAAGUAGAACAUUAGUAUUUCAAUUGUUUGGAUUUUUAAGUAAAUUUUCAGUACAUCAAGAUCAAAAUAAAAUGACUCCAAAAAAUUUAGCAACAGUUUUUGCACCAAAUGUAUUAAGACCUAAAAAAGAGGAAGAUAAUUUUCAAUUAAUGAAUAAUCAAGAUUCAAUCGGUGUUAUUGAAACUUUAAUAGAAGAAUUUCAAUAUAUUUCAAAUAUUCAAAAGAAUACAUUAAAUUCACAAGAAAUUAAAGUUAAAUCAGUAUUACCAUUUGAUGAGACUACAAAUGCAAUUACUCAACAAAGUUUAGUUGAAGAUUAUUUAAUUGCUAAAGCAAAUACACCACAGGAAUCAUCAAGUUUUAAAAAGAAUUUACCAUUUAAAAAAGGUGAUAUUAUAAAGUUAUUGUAUAUUAAAAAUGAUGGUAAUUUCAUUGGAGAAAUUAAUGGUAUUACAGGUAACUUAUCACAAACCUAUGUUGAUAUAAUCGAUAUUUCUGAACUUGCAGAAGCUUUUACAUUAACUCCACCACCAAUUCCAACUUUACCAAUUGCUUCAACCAUAUUACAUACACCACCUACAUCAUCAUCAUCUUCAUCUUCAUCAUCAUCUUCUUCUAUAUUAUUAACCGAUAACCAACCAAAAUUAUGUUCUUCAACACCUAGAAUUAAUAAUUCUCCAAGUAGUUUCUCACCAUCACUAUCAUCAACAACACCACAAUUAUUAGUACAACAAUCACCUAGACAAUCACCUAGACAAAUUCCAUCUAUUAGCUUAAUAGUUGAACCAAAUAAUACUAAUCAACCAUCAUUUGGCCAUGGCACAUUACAAAGAACAAGUACUGGUUACUUUAGUUCCAAACCAUUAUCGAUUUCACAACCUAUUAAUAUGUCAAAACCAACUAAUAUGUCACCACCAACUCAUCAUGCUAUGUCAAUGCAUAAUUUACCACCAUCAAACACAACUAGGGAAAAUCAUUUACCACCAUUACCAACUAAACCUCCACCCUUAACAAUACCUUCUUCAAGUAGUCUUCCAACUACUCCAAUAAAACAACAACCACAACAACCAAUACAACAACCAUUAACACCACAGAACCAUCAUCACCAUCAUCAUCACAAUAAUUUAUCAUCAUCUGUUAAUACUGCUAAUACUGGUAAUUGUGCAAAUAUACUUUCACCAAAUAGUGAUAGAUAUUUAUCAAGUCGUAGUCAAUCAAGUGUACAUUUAUCAGGUUCAUCUUCAUCCUCCUCUUCCUCAUCUUCCUCAUCAUCAUCAUCAUCAUCAUCAUCAUCAUCGACAUCAAACAGAAAAUUUGAUUUUUCAUUAAAAUCAAAGAGUUCAAAAAAUUCACCUUCUAAAAAUUUACCUCCACAACCAACUACUACCUCAACAUUAACACCUCCACCACCACCAACUAUUACAACCACUACUACCACUACCACUACUACCACUACUACCACAAUUGCAACAACACCACCUCCACCAUCAAAACCAUUACCAAAUAUUCCUGUAAAAGAUCAACAAUUUAAUACAUUAAAAAGAUCAACAAUUGAAAUUCCACCACCAACAAUAACAUCAACCAAUAUUAAUAACAAUAAUAAUACUAUUAAUCCAAGAACAUUAAAUUAUAGUUUUUCAUCAUUUUCAAUUACUUAUAAUAAUAGUCAAUUAGGUGGACAAUUAUCACAAGAAGAACCUCCAGGUGGAGUCAAAUCACAAUCUUCUUACUUGGAUAAUAAUAAUUUACCAUCCAGAAAUACAAAUAUUCCAAAUUUACCACCAAGACCUCCACCUUUAAAUAUUCCACAACAACAACAACAAUAUAAACCAUUACCAUCACCACCACAAUUACAAUCACCACAAUCAUCUUUAAAUCAAUCUUUACAAAUUCCAUUACAACAACAACAACAAGUACAACAACAAAAGUUGACUACACAUUAUAUAUUACCACCUCAAAAUACAAAUUUAAGUGGAAAAAAUCUUCAAAGAUCAUCAACAUCAAUGUUACUUAAUAAAUUACCACCACCACCAUUUAGUUUUAAUAAAAAUUAA
Molecule: messenger RNA, 2454 nt
Organism: Dictyostelium discoideum AX4
Lineage: Eukaryota; Evosea; Eumycetozoa; Dictyosteliales; Dictyosteliaceae
Gene: gacII
Product: SH3 domain-containing protein
Exons: 3
Coding region: 1-2454 (817 amino acids)
Biological process (GO): signal transduction
Cellular component (GO): cytoplasm
Source: RefSeq, a predicted model, not a curated record